UUAAUUACGGUUCUGUCUAAAAUUUGGCACUUGUCCUUGUCACUAGUUACAGGUUUCUGUAAUAAACAUGAGGUUAAAUUUGAUUAAAAUCAUAAUAAGAUUGAAAUGUUGAAAACUUUAACGUGUCGCUCACUCACACAUCGAUCAUCAGGUUAUCUAACCCUGCUUUACAAAUCCAAAAUGUCGCAAAAUACAGUCCCUGUUGAGACUUCAAUUCGUGGAAAACUCAGUUCAGAGCUACAAACUACCCACUUGGAGGUCAUCAACGAGUCAUACAUGCACAACGUGCCUAAAGGCGCCGAGACACAUUUCAAAGUUGUGGUGGUCUCUGAGAAAUUUUCAGACCUGCCUUUAAUCAAGAGACACAGAUUGGUAAACGACAUUUUAAAGGAAGAAUUGCAAAGUGGAGUCCAUGCUCUCUCGAUUGUUGCCAAAACCCCUUCACAGUGGAGCAGCAGUGAGCAAAUAAUCGAACCCAGUCCUAACUGUAGGGGCGGCUUCGGCAAAUGAUUGUAGUACUUGAUAACUUAAUUAGAAUUGAACAAAAAAUUGUACAUUAUUGUCACAAUACGAAACUGUCUAAGCGUAA
Tribolium castaneum (red flour beetle) is the source of this 589-nucleotide messenger RNA. RefSeq lists its product as uncharacterized. The coding region runs from base 106 to 510 and encodes 134 amino acids. The record is from RefSeq and is a predicted model, not a curated record. The transcript is spliced from 3 exons. NCBI's taxonomy places the organism in Eukaryota, Metazoa, Arthropoda, Insecta, Coleoptera, Tenebrionidae. Gene Ontology annotation, cellular component: mitochondrion.